Molecule: messenger RNA, 1071 nt
Organism: Capronia coronata CBS 617.96
Lineage: Eukaryota; Fungi; Ascomycota; Eurotiomycetes; Chaetothyriales; Herpotrichiellaceae
Exons: 3
Coding region: 1-1071 (356 amino acids)
Biological process (GO): translation
Cellular component (GO): ribosome; cytosolic large ribosomal subunit
Molecular function (GO): structural constituent of ribosome; RNA binding
Source: RefSeq, a predicted model, not a curated record
AUGGCAGAGUCACAUCUGUCUCUUCGUCUGGCCCGGACAUGGCGAUCAUUCGUCAAGCCAUCCAUCUGCAAUCGGUGCUUGCAAACCCGGAGAACACUCGCUUCUCAAGCCAGCGCUCCGCAAGGUCAACGGGAUGCAGAACUGGAAGAAGCUUCGUCCUUGGGAGGCGCACCAGACGCCGGAUCAGGAUCACCAGUCAGAGACUUCGACCCCUUGAAGGUCCCCAGGUCGCGGAAGCGCCAGCUCGUACCUAGCCGAUAUCAGUUCCGCAGUCCCAAAUAUUACCGCGGGCCUUUACACCCGCAUCAACCACCACCGCCGUCCGAUCCCGCCAGUCGAGAGUUUGUCCCAGGGCCCUUUUCCACCCCACGCCUGGAACAGACAUACCACAACAUCAUCGCGCCCGACUUCAUGACCAUGUGCUACCAGCAUACCCCGCCGGGAUUCCGAGCGCCGCAAAAAGGAGCCCGUCUACGGCCUUGGAUCGGCGACUCCCCCUACUUCAGGAACAGACCGCUUCGUGGACCCCGGGGCGGAGACGUCCUGCGUCUCUUAAGAAAACCCAUCACUUUCCGGAACAUCCCCAUGAUCGAGCGUGUCACGGUGCAUUCAUUCGUCAAGGGCGCCUUGUCUGGUGGCUCGGGCUAUAUCCACGUCGCCGGCAUGGCUCUUCAAGCGAUCACCAACCACCGGGUCAUGACGCACGAGGCCAGAACGAACGAAGCGAACUGGGGUAUAAUCAAGGGCAAAACAGUCAGCAUGACCGUGGAUCUGAAGGGCGAGGACAUGUACCACUUUCUCGGCAAACUGAUCAACGUGGUGUUGCCGCGCAUCAAAGAUUGGAACGGUGUGAGAGCCACCACAGGAGAUAACAGUGGGAACCUCACUUUUGGUCUCGAUCCUGAAUCCGUCGCCACCUUCCCCGAGAUCGAGACAAAUUAUGAUGCCUACCCGGGCAAGAUGAUUCCGGGUCUACAUAUUACCAUUCACACCACGGCCACCUGUGAUAAAGAUGCACGAUUGCUUCUUCAACAGGUCGGUAUUCCGUUCUAUGGCAAGGUCGUUGACUGA